CGACGAUGCUGCGCUGCGGCCUGGCCUGCGAGCGCUGCCGGUGGAUUCUGCCGCUGCUGCUGCUCAGCGCCAUCGCCUUCGACAUCAUCGCGCUGGCCGGCCGCGGCUGGCUGCAGUCGAACACCCACAUCCAGACGUCCUCGCUGUGGUGGCGAUGCUUCGAGGAGGGCGGCGGCAGCGGCUCCUACGACCAGGGCUGCCAGAGCCUCAUGGAGUACGCGUGGGGAAGAGCAGCGGCUGCCACACUCUUCUGUGGCUUCAUCAUCCUGUGCAUCUGCUUCAUCCUCUCCUUCUUUGCCCUCUGUGGACCUCAAAUGCUCGUCUUCCUGAGGGUGAUUGGAGGCCUCCUGGCCCUGGCUGCUGUGUUUCAGAUCAUUUCCCUGGUCAUCUACCCCGUGAAGUACACCCAAACCUUCAGCCUUCACGCCAACCCUUCCGUGCUUUACAUCUAUAAUUGGGCCUAUGGCUUUGGGUGGGCGGCCACGAUCAUUCUGAUUGGUUGUUCCUUUUUCUUCUGCUGUCUCCCCAACUAUGAGGAUGACCUGCUGGGCAAUGCCAAGCCCAGGUACUUCUACACCUCUGCCUGAUGUGGAAGCCGAGCUGCGCAUGCCCUGCUGGAGAUCAGGGUCCGGAGUGGAACGUCUCAGGCCCUGUGGAACCUAGGCUUUGGCAGUGCUCUAGUCAAAAGGCUAAAAGAAUCUGGGAGAAAAUAUUUCUUAAAUAGUGUUAUAGCUCCAAAUCCAUCUUUUAUAUCUAUUUUUGUGGAGUUAAAAGACUUUUUUUUUGGCGAGUUCUUUAUAAUAUGCCAAUCUUUCCUUAUGUUUAAACUAUAGCCUUUAUAAUGCAUUUGUCAAAGAAUAUGGACAUGUAACAUAAUAAGAAACAAGAGGGUUUCCAAAAUUGAAUAGAUUGGACUGUUUGUAUUAAGGGUUAUGGAAAGACAGUGACCAAACAUCCCAAAAUUAAUUAAUGUAGAACAUAAAAUAAUAUGUUUUCAAGUCUUCAGCUAUAUGAAGAAGCAAAAUUGCUCCCUAAAUACCGUUUAUGAGAAUUUCAAAUUCCUAGUGGGAAGUUGCUUUUUUUUGCGCUAAGCUGACAUGGCUAUGGCACAGAAUUUCUUUCCAUGGCCGUAGGGGAUUGCAGUGGUAAGGUCUCUUACAGUGGUGAAAUGCUAAGAUAAAAUGGUCUCUUUUUAAGUAGCUUCUAGGUUCCGGUGUGGGGAAAUGCUGUAUUAACAAAUCUGUACUAUUUGUGUCUGUGUGUUCAGGACCAGUGUAGACUGGGAAGAUGGAUGGGUGGGUGUGAGGAUGCCAUCUAGUCAAGCGUUAGGAAAAUCAUUACGAUCACAAAAGUGAUAGUACAGCUGAAGAAAACAAUUGCUUGAAGCCUUUAGCUCAGGCAUAACCAGGCUCCAGUCAUUAUAGACACAGCUCUGACACAGAAACCUAAACAGAGUUCAAAACCUGGUCUGCCCUGUUAUACUGAAAGCAGACUGAAAGUAUCUGCCCUAAGACACAUAAUAGAACAGUACAGGGAAUCGUAGUGUCUCUGAAUAUGUAUUGGAUGGGUUAUUAUUAUUUUUUUUACCAUUUAUACUGACAUAAUGAAAACCAAUUGUUUUCAUAUAUCAAAUGAUUAUUUUGUAAGUUGCAGCAUAAGCAAUUGUAGUUUUCAUUAUGUGGAUUUUUUUUUUCGCCCAAUAAACUAAGUAUUCAAA
Messenger RNA from Dipodomys ordii (Ord's kangaroo rat), 1717 nucleotides. It is a transcript of the gene Perp, whose product is annotated as PERP, TP53 apoptosis effector. The record is from RefSeq and is a predicted model, not a curated record. Gene Ontology annotation, cellular component: membrane; cell-cell junction. Gene Ontology annotation, biological process: cell-cell adhesion. NCBI's taxonomy places the organism in Eukaryota, Metazoa, Chordata, Mammalia, Rodentia, Heteromyidae. The coding region runs from base 6 to 587 and encodes 193 amino acids. The transcript has 3 exons.